AUGAUUGAGAAAUUCUAUCCGUUGAAGUGUCUGGUAUUUAUGGUGAUACUUGCAACUGAUGUAUAUGCUAAUUCAAUCGCUCAUACUGUCUUCUUACCAUCGGAUAGAUCAUUGAAUCCAUUCAGUGAUCAUUUCAUUCAACGAGUGAUUAACAUGGACCGAGAAAAGCUCUUUGCUAUUCCACAAAUGGAUGACGCUGAAUUUUUAGUGGCAUUAUCUCGCAAUGAUGAUUCAUUGGGUGGUUCAUUUUCUCGUGCUGUUGAAGACGAUCCGUACGAAAUACUUUUUGAUGAUAAACUCGAUGAUCAACUCGCACUACAAGAUAAUAUCGACGGUGAAUGGGUACAUUUAAUGACUGCUGGACCACUCACAGUUAACUAUAUAGGCAAUCUUCUUGUCCUUGCCAGUAAACGUGAUUUUCCACUGACUCGUCCACCACAAUUUGUCUUUCAACACAUUAAAGAUCCAGGUUCAUUUCGAGCAACAAUCUCUCAAGUAACAGGCUCGAUGUAUUCAGCACUGUUAGGCGCACAUACAGCUAUGGAUCGUAUUCAACUCAAUGUUCAAGAAGUUCCCAAUCAUAUUAAAACUGCUCUCAAAUUAGUCAUGGUUGGCUCACCAAUGCUUAUCGAAAUGAUGCUUCCGAAGUCUUUGGACGCUGUUGGUCGUAUUGCUAAUGAAAGUGCUGCACAUGCACGAGCAACGUUCCAAAAAUUUUCUUCAUUACAAGAACUUAUUGGUGAAAUUAUCGCAGCAAAUACAUACACACAUUCAUCGCAAUCAAGCAUUGUUGAUAAAAUUCAAGAACAGAUUAAUGCAGCGAAACAAGAUCAGAUACAGCUCAAUAAUAAUAUGAAUUCUAUUAAGGCUCAGUACGAAGAUGCUCGACGCGAAAUGGAAAAAGCUCGCCAAGAAUAUCAAGUCGCAUUUAAUGCGAUUCCAGCAUUUCGUGGAUGGUUCAAGAAAAUAUUUCGAAAAAUAGUCAAUUUUGUUGUGUCGAUUGUCACUUUUCCAGCGCGCAUCCUCGGCUGCAUUUUAGGAUUAUGUUAUAGUAAUCAAGCAGCUCUUGCUGCAGCUGCAGCAGCAGCCGAAACAGCCAAACAAAAUGCGAUAGCUAAAGCAAAUCAUCUUCUUCAAGUUUUACAAGAAGCCGAAAAACGUCAUGCUGCUUUUGCUGCACAACAAGUGGCCGAACAACAAAAAAUAGCUGAUAUGAUGAAGAAAAUUGCUGCUCUUGAUUUAGAUCGAAUGAGUGAACAAGAAAUUGUCGAUAUUCUUAUUGAGUCUAUCUUGCAAAUGAGUCAAAUCAAAGAACAAUGGGGACGUUUGAUACAGUUCUUUUCGAAAUUAUCCAUUCAAGCUGAUAGUACGCAACAGAUCAUUGUGCAAGACUUUAUCGGUGCCAUGAAAGAUGCACAAGCGAACAAUUUAUUGAUUGAUGCAAGUGAUCGAGAAUUUUUUGUCGAAAUCUUAAGUAUAACAUGUCAAGAAAUCGAACGAGGUGCUCAUCUACUCUAUGUGAUGUCGAAAACAUAUUUUGAUAUUUCAUCUGAAUAUAUGAUUAAUCAGAUUGCUACUAUAAACACAUUAUUGCUUCUGCAAACGAAUUCGGAGAGAUCAUCGCUUUUGCGUUCACUUUCUUCAAAUACAACUAUUACAUCAACGAAAAUUAUACAAUUAGCUCAAGAACGACAAAACGAAUAUGCAUCACGUAAUAAGGCACGUCGCGAUGAAUAUCAACGUUUUUUAGCUAAAUUAGCUGAAGAAGAUUUGGAAAUAGUGAUUGGUUAA
Molecule: messenger RNA, 1791 nt
Organism: Rotaria socialis
Lineage: Eukaryota; Metazoa; Rotifera; Eurotatoria; Philodinida; Philodinidae
Source: the annotation of a GenBank genome assembly